UAUUACUAAAACACAAUAAUUAUUUUCAUCAUGACUACAAUCAGACCAUUUACAUGUGAAGAUAUGUUAAAAUUUAAUAAUGUGAACUUGGAUCCUUUGACCGAAACCUAUGGUUUAUCGUUCUAUACUCAAUACUUGGCUCAUUGGCCAGAGUAUUUCCAAGUCGCAGAAUCACCCAGUGGGGAAAUAAUGGGAUACAUUAUGGGAAAAGCUGAGGGCCUUGGUGAGAACUGGCAUGGACACGUUACUGCAUUGACUGUCAGCCCUGAUUACAGAAGGCUUGGGCUAGCAGCUACUUUGAUGAGUAUUUUAGAAGAUGUGUCAGAAAAGAAAAAGGCAUAUUUUGUGGACUUAUUUGUAAGAGUGAGCAACAAAGUAGCCAUCAACAUGUAUAAGAACUUGGGCUACAUUGUCUAUAGGACUGUAUUAGAAUACUAUUCUGGGGAUCCAGAUGAAGAUGCCUAUGACAUGAGAAAAGCCUGUUCGAGAGAUGUGAAUAAGACUUCUGUUAUACCUUUAGCUCAUCCCGUUAGACCUGAAGAUGUGGAUUGAUUUAAUGAAAAAAAUAUACCAAUAAAAUUGACAUCAUUUUUU
Molecule: messenger RNA, 594 nt
Organism: Cydia amplana
Lineage: Eukaryota; Metazoa; Arthropoda; Insecta; Lepidoptera; Tortricidae
Gene: Naa20A
Product: N-alpha-acetyltransferase 20
Exons: 5
Coding region: 31-552 (173 amino acids)
Biological process (GO): N-terminal peptidyl-methionine acetylation
Cellular component (GO): NatB complex
Molecular function (GO): protein-N-terminal amino-acid acetyltransferase activity
Source: RefSeq, a predicted model, not a curated record